Tricharina praecox is the source of this 3312-nucleotide messenger RNA. RefSeq lists its product as uncharacterized. The transcript has 4 exons. Gene Ontology annotation, molecular function: translation initiation factor activity; mRNA binding. Gene Ontology annotation, biological process: translation reinitiation; formation of cytoplasmic translation initiation complex. Bases 1 to 3312 code for a protein of 1103 amino acids. The record is from RefSeq and is a predicted model, not a curated record. Gene Ontology annotation, cellular component: eukaryotic translation initiation factor 3 complex, eIF3e; eukaryotic translation initiation factor 3 complex, eIF3m; multi-eIF complex. Lineage: Eukaryota; Fungi; Ascomycota; Pezizomycetes; Pezizales; Pyronemataceae.
AUGCCGCCGCCUCCUCACGCUAAGCCUGAGAACGUUCUCAAGCGCGCCCAGGAGCUCGUCGCCGUAAACAAGAACCUCGGCGCCCUCGAACUCCUCCACGACCAUGUCACCUCGAAGCGCACCCGCAACUCGCCGAUCGCCUCUUUGGAGCCGGUCAUGAUCUUGUUCGUCGAGCUCUGUGUUAGCUUGAGGAAGGGAAAGACUGCCAAGGAUGGUCUGUACCAGUACAAGAACAUCGCACAGAAUACUAGUGUGCAGACGAUCGAGCUGGUUCUCCGGAAGUUUAUUGAGCUUGCCGAGAACAAGGUCACCGAGGCACAGGAGCGGGCUGAGCAGAUCACUCUGGACCAGAUUGAGGAUCUCGAGGCCACCGAGACCCCCGAGUCUAUCCUACUGUCCACCGUUUCCGGCGAGCAGUCCAAGGAUCGCACCGACCGUGCCGUUGUUACCCCUUGGCUCAAGUUCUUGUGGGAAACUUACAGGACCGUUCUGGACAUCCUCCGCAACAAUGCCCGCUUGGAGACCAUGUACCAGAGCACUGCUCUGCAGGCGUUCCAAUUCUGUCUCAAGUACACUCGCAAGACCGAGUUCCGGAGACUUUGCGAGUUGCUCCGCAAUCACGUUCAGAAUGCCGCCAAGUACGCCAGCCAGAUGCAUGCCAUCAACCUGAAUGAUCCCGAUACUCUACAGCGCCACCUCGACACCCGCUUCCAGCAGCUGAAUGUUGCCGUCGAGUUGGAACUCUGGCAGGAGGCUUUCCGUUCCGUUGAGGACAUCCACACCCUUCUGAACCUGAGCAAGAGGCCCGCAAAGAACAUCAUGAUGGCCAACUACUACCAGAACUUGACCAGGAUCUUCUUGGUCUCGGACAACUACCUCUUCCACGCCGCUGCCUGGAGCCGUUACUACAACCUCCUCCGCAAUAGUGCUGCGCAGGUAGCUUCCAACCCAGCGAUCAGGAAGGACUCCCCUGCCACCACCGAUGCCGACUGGACUCGCGUGUCCUCGCUCUACCUUUUGGCCGCGUUGUCCAUUCCCGUCAUCAGCCAAGCACGCUCCCGCGGUGCGUUGCUCGAUGUCGACGAGGCAAAGAGGACCAAGAACACUCGCUUGACCAACCUUCUCGGUCUUGCUAAGGCGCCCACGCGUGCUUCCCUGUUCAAGGACAUUCUCAACAAGGGCCUCCUAAAGCGUGCCCGCCCCGAGAUCCGCGAACUCUACACCAUCCUCGAGGUCGACUUCCACCCUCUCAGCAUCUGCAAGAAGAUCUCUCCCAUCUUGACCAAGAUCGCCGACGACCCCGACAUGAAGCCUUACGUCCAGCCUCUUCAGCAGGUCAUCCUUACCAGGUUGUUCCAGCAGCUCUCGCAGGUUUACGACUCAGUUCAGCUUCAGUUCGUCCUCGACCUGGCUUCCUUCCCCUCGCCUUUCGAGAUCAACCCUACUGUCAUCGAGAAGUUCAUCAUGAACGGCUGCAAGAAGGGUGAUCUCUCGAUCCGCAUCGACCACUCCGCUGGUGUCCUGACCUUCGAGUCCGACAUAUUCUCCUCCUCCAAGGCUCUGCACCCUGGAUCCAGUACCGGCUCUGCCGAGAAGGAUACCUCCAUCCAGAAGCUCCAGAGCACUCCCUCCGAGAUUGUUCGUACUCAACUCUCGAGGCUCGCAAAGGCGCUGUACCUCACCUGCACUCAUGUCGACCCCGAGUUCCUUCAGGAGCGUGAGGCUGCUAAGGCCGCUGCCCACAAGAGGGCUCUUGUAGGUGCCGAGAAGGAGCACGCCGAGACCCUUGCCCGCCGCACGAUCAUUGAGAAGAAGAAGGAGGCCGCCGAGUCUGCCCUGCUCAAGAAGGAGAAGGAGGAGGCUCAGAUCCGUGCUGCCCGUCAAGAGGAGGCCCGCGCUGCCGAAGCCGCCCGCGUCGCCGAGCAGCAGAAGAAGCGUGAGCAGGAGCGUGUCAAGGCCGAGCAAGAGCGCAUCCGCAAGGAGGAACUCAAGAAGCAGCUCGACGAGCUCGCGCUUGACGCCAAGAUCGAUGUUGAGAACAUGGGCGACCUCGACAGCAACCAGCUUCGCAUGAUGAAACUGCAGCAGCUCGAGAAGGAGAAGCGUGACAUGAGCGAGCGUCUGCGUCUUACUGGCAAGCGUAUCGAUCAUCUGGAGCGUGCCUACCGUCGGGAGGAGGUCAAGCUCCUUCCCCAGGAUUGGGAGCGCCAGAAGGCUGAGGAUCUCGCUGCGUACGAUGCCGCCAAGACGAUCACCCUUGAGACCUCUAAGAGACAGCACGAUGAGGCUGUCGCUCUCAAGAAGCGCCUCGGACGCCUUGUCGGAUCCUAUGAGACUUUUAGGGACGAUAUUAAGCAACAGCGUUCCCAGGAGUUCGAACAGCGUGGUAAGGCUGCCGAGAGGGAGCUACAGAAGGCUAUGGACAAGCGCCGGAAGGAAGUGCGCGACGCCAAGAUCAAGGCGAAGGCCCUUGCCGAGGCUGCUCGUGAGCGCGAAAGGCUCGAGAGGGAGGCUGAGGAGAAGAGGAUUGCCGACGAGGAGGUGCGUCUCAGGGAGGAGGAGGAGGAGAGAGCCAAGAAAGAGGCCGAGCUGCGCGAGCGGAUGAUUCGCGAGAAAGCGGAGGGCGAGGAGCAACGCAAGAAACUCGACGAGACGGCUGCCAAACAGCGUCAACGCGAGCAGGAAGCCGAAGAACGUCGUGCCCGCGAGCGUGCCGAGCGUCAGAACCGUCCCGUCGCCGCACCCACCAAGGCGCCCGAUGCCCCCGCCGCCUGGCGUCCUGGUGUCGCUGCUACCGGAUGGCGUGAGCGUGCUGCUGCCAAGGCCGCCGGUGGUGAAGCUGCUCCAUCAGCCCCCGUCCCCGUUGCCGCCACCGCUGCACCCGUCGCCGCCACACCUGCCGCCGCUGCACCCGCAGCCUCAAACGGUCCCUCGGAGCGUCCCCGCUUCCAGCUCGCCCCCAGGUCCGUCCCCAAGGAGGACCUCCCGCCCGCUGCACCCCGCGAUGCCGCUUCCUCCGCCGCUGCCGCCAUCUCGCCUCCCUCCGGAGCCGCCCCCGAGGAGAAACGUAGCGCCUACCGCCCUCCGGCUGCCCGUCGCACCGGUGGUGCCCCGGAACGUAGCGAGACUCCCCCCACCGCUGGCGGCGACAGACCCUCAUCCGGCGCUGGCGGCAAGUGGGUCCCCUCCAGCAGGCGGAAUCUAGGCGAACGUACCGACCGCCCCGAGUCCAGGGAUAAGGACCGUGGUGACCGUGGUGAUAGGGACUCGAAGCCCAAGGAACCUAGGGACACGGCUUCAAAGUGGAGGUGA